GGGGCCGAGCGGCAGAGGGGCCCGGGGCUGCGUGGAAGGCCCGGGGGCUUCAGCCCGUGCCGGGGAAGCCGACGCUCAGCCAACCAGAAAGUUAGAGGCGGCCGAGGUCUCGCGGAGUGGAGGCGCCUGGCGGCCACGGGAGAAGUCAGAAGGGCUCAGGCGUGGCUCCAUCCGCGACACUGGGAGCCCGGGCGGGCGCGCACGUGUGUAUACGAGUGCGUGGGCCCAUCCGGCGGCCCGGACUACAAGUUCCAGGGUGCCCAGCGGCGCUCCCGGGUUUUCUGGCCGCGCCUCCCGCUGGCUCCGAGCAGGUCGCCGCUGGCUGGCAGUCGCCACCCGGUCCCAGAGUAAAUAAGGGAGAGACACUCCCGAGCGCCGUAAAUAGAGUCCAAGUGGGCGGAGAGCCGUCCCGCGCCGCCCGCUCAUGUCUCUGCAGAGCCGACUGUCCGGCCGCCUGGCACAGCUGCGCGCGGCGGGGCAGCUGCUGGUCCCCCCGCGCCCCCGGCCCGGACACUUGGCGGGUGCCACGAGGACCCGCAGCAGCACGUGCGGUCCCCCGGCGUUCCUGGGCGUGUUCGGCCGCCGUGCGCGGACCUCGGCGGGAGUUGGGGCGUGGGGGGCGGCGGCGGUGGGGCGGACAGCCGGGGUGCGCACUUGGGCCCCCCUGGCCAUGGCGGCGAAGGUGGACCUGAGCACCUCCACCGACUGGAAGGAGGCGAAAUCCUUUCUGAAGGGCCUGAGUGACAAGCAGCGGGAGGAACAUUACUUCUGCAAGGACUUUGUCAGGCUGAAGAAGAUCCCGACAUGGAAGGAGAUGGCGAAAGGGGUGGCUGUGAAAGUGGAGGAGCCCAGGUAUAAAAAGGACAAGCAGCUCAAUGAGAAAAUCUCCCUGCUCCGCAGCGACAUCACCAAGCUGGAGGUGGACGCCAUCGUCAACGCCGCCAACAGCUCCCUGCUCGGAGGCGGUGGCGUGGACGGCUGCAUUCAUCGGGCCGCCGGCCCCCUGCUUACCGACGAGUGCCGGACCCUGCAGAGCUGUGAGACUGGCAAGGCCAAGAUCACCGGCGGCUAUCGGCUCCCGGCCAAGUACGUCAUCCACACAGUGGGGCCCAUCGCCUACGGGGAGCCCAGCGCCAGCCAGGCUGCCGAGCUCCGCAGCUGCUACCUGAGCAGUCUGGACCUGCUGCUGGAGCACCGGCUCCGCUCGGUGGCGUUCCCCUGCAUCUCCACCGGCGUGUUUGGCUACCCCUGUGAGGCGGCCGCCGAGAUCGUGCUGGCCACGCUGCGAGAGUGGCUGGAGCAGCACAAGGACAAGGUGGACCGGCUGAUCAUCUGCGUGUUCCUCGAGAAGGACGAGGACAUCUACCGGAGCCGGCUCCCCCACUACUUCCCCGUGGACCCGCCUUCGGGACCCCGCUCCCAGCUCUGAGAGGUCGCCAAAGCCUGCAGCCUGGCCUGGGCCUGGCCACCCCUUCUUUCCCUCCGCGCCCCGCCCCCGAGGAACCUAAUUAAUAAAGAUCACGUUGUGGCAGCUC
This is a messenger RNA of Gorilla gorilla gorilla (western lowland gorilla), 1535 nucleotides long. It is a transcript of the gene MACROD1, whose product is annotated as mono-ADP ribosylhydrolase 1. Gene Ontology annotation, molecular function: ADP-ribosylglutamate-[protein] hydrolase activity. The transcript is spliced from 10 exons. Bases 425 to 1429 code for a protein of 334 amino acids. Lineage: Eukaryota; Metazoa; Chordata; Mammalia; Primates; Hominidae. The record is from RefSeq and is a predicted model, not a curated record. Gene Ontology annotation, cellular component: nucleoplasm. Gene Ontology annotation, biological process: DNA damage response; purine nucleoside metabolic process; peptidyl-glutamate ADP-deribosylation.